Tribolium castaneum (red flour beetle) is the source of this 1176-nucleotide messenger RNA. RefSeq names its product Ecdysone-inducible gene E3 (gene ImpE3). The record is from RefSeq and is a predicted model, not a curated record. Bases 71 to 979 code for a protein of 302 amino acids. Lineage: Eukaryota; Metazoa; Arthropoda; Insecta; Coleoptera; Tenebrionidae. The transcript is spliced from 4 exons.
AGCAAGUCCCAGCCAAAGAACAGUUAUUUCCAGCUGUCCUGUAUAAACCACAAUUAGAGUGCCUUGGUCGAUGAAUGUUAAACAAGACAGUAUGCUUCUGAGUGUCUGCACACUAAAAUGUACCACAUUUUCUUGGUGUUGUUCUACGCUCAGGCACACAUGUCUGGGAGGACCGCCAAAGGUUGAAAAUAAGCCCAUGUUAUUGGACUCGUUUAUCCCUGCGAGUAUGCAGAUCAUUGCACACGUUACCGAACUUAUGAAAUUUGAUCUCAAACCUACAAGUGGUUCCUCCACCACUACCACAACGACAAUGCGACCUACAAGACCUCACAAGCCCGGAAUUUACGCUCCGGAAGCGCCACUAGGUCCGGAAGCGUACUUUGCCAAAGGGUUCUCCUAUGAGGAGUAUGUGGAAAGGCUCAAGUACCCCACCGGGUACAACUACUUUGACAGAUACAAGUUUCCAGUGGAGGAAGAAGGAAGAAGUCUUGGCGACGACGUACCUCAAGAAAUCGAUCUAGUUGUAGGUAAAAGAUUAGGUGAUUUAUUAAGACUGGCUAACACUAUUGAAGACGUAACCGAAGUUGAAGAUCGUGAUCGACAAGUACAAGAUUUUACGAACUUGUACGACGAUUCAGAUUUUAGAGUUUUACUUCUGAGACAAAAGAAAAAACCACCAACUAGAGCCUAUGUCUCGCUUUUAUCACUUUAUGACCUUUUGAACAAAGAGUCCAAAAAACUAGGUCUAAACAAAUACAGCGGUUACUCUCAGAAAAUCUUGACUGAGCUUGCGGAAAUCUCCACAGGAACAUCCUCUGAUCAACUUCGUGCCGUCCUUUCAAAGGUGGUUCAAAGAAGAGACACAACUAAUCCUUCAAUUGUUAAACGAAUCAAUGAUCUCAUCAAAGACUUGGAAGAAAGUAGCAGUUACAUAAACGCUGCGCUGCGAUAUAUCCCUCCUUUACCCUUUGUUUUAUAAAAAAAUUGUAUAGAAUGAAAUGAUCGAACAUUGGCUAAAUUAAUUGUAAAAAAAUGUACAUUGUAAAAUUACUGUAAAAAAAUAAAUUAUCUUGCCGAAAUGUGAUGGCUGUUUUGACUGCCUGGCUGGUACAAUUUUGUGAAUAUGUAUCAUAAUAGCGCGGAAAAUGGAAAUUAAUAAAAGCAAUAUCAAUGUUU